AUGCUGCAGUCCAUGGGGAGGCGGGCCGAGCUGCAGCAGCAGCUGGGCGCUGUAGCAGAGGAGUGCCAGGCGCGGCUGCGGCAGGUGGAGCAAGCCAAGGACCAGGAGCUCCAGCUCUUGCGCCAGAGGUGCCAAGAGGCCCUCGAAACUCAGGAGCGGCGCUUUCUGGCGGAGGUGUCGGAUCUCCGGCGGCAGCUCGAGGACGAACGGUCCACCCGAAGCGCGGAGCGGUACCACGUGGAAGCCCUGCAGCGCAGUUUGAAGCAUCUCCGCGAGGAGGCGGAGGGCAGGCCCACAGAGGAGGAGCUCGCCCGGCUCCGCACAGCCCCCGCCGCGCUGCGGCAGCACCUCAGCACCGUGGAGGCGGAGCUGCGGGCGACGAAGCGCCAAGCCGAGCAGGCCACGCAGGAGAAGCAGAAGCUACAGGAGAAGCUGCGGAAAAGUGAGCGGCAGCUGGAGAAGGCGCUCGAGAAGCAAGCCGCGAGCGCGAGCGCACCCAGCUGGUCGCCGGGCGCGGCCGCGGGCGGCCCCGCGCCUUCGGCCGCGCCGCCCCUGGCGACGCAGCCGCCGGCGCCGGGCCCCGCGGGCGCGGCGGCGCCGGCCCUCGGCGCGGAGGAGGGUUAUGCGAUGCCCAUGGAGACGUGGAACCAGGAGAGGCGGGAGUCCUGGAGUGCGGAGAGGCCGCCGGAAGGGCUGGGCGAUUGGGGCCAGGCCGAAGGUGCGACGCUGGAUGGGGCCCUGCAGCCCACAGGCAGCGUACAGCGUACAGCUCAAACAGGCAUCCAGCACCACCCAGCGCCCAUGCCCAAGACCGAGAAAUUCGGCCCACACGACCGCGGUUGCUGGCUCUACGCGCCCGCGCGCUUCUUCGCUCAUGGACCGCUGAUGGUGUCGGAGUCGGUGGUGCCGCCCAGCCCCGACGCCUGGAGCUUCGACCCGGGGUCCCAGGAGGAGGGAGCGCCCGCCUGCCCGGUGACCAAUGCCGUCCACCCGGGCAGGGAGAAGAACCUCCACCUGGGCGAGAGGACUCAGCGGGAAACCUUCGAGGCGGAAACCUACUCCUCUGUGCAGGAGGAGGGGGCGGGCUAUUCCGCCAACCUUUUAGAGGCCUGGCGGCUGGUGAUCCGCCCGCCACGGCGGAGGUACGACCCCAAGAUCCUGGGGCCCGACAAGCUGCAGGUGAUCCUUCCAUCCCCGGAGGCGGUGAAGCGGCUGAGCCGACCGCUGGAAAGGCACGACAUGGAGCUGCAGAACAGCCAGGGCUUGACCCUGAGGUGCUCCCACUUCCGUUCCAACGACUCGCCGGCGGAGCGACUCCCUUGCGUGAUCUUCUGCCAUGGGAGCAGCUCCUGCCGAGUCGACGCUUUUCAAGUGAUGCCUUGGCUCUUCGAGUACAAGCUCACCGUUUUCGCCUUCGACUUUGCUGGCUCUGGCCUGUCGGACGGCGAGUAUGUCACUUUAGGCUACCGAGAGGAGGACGACCUACGCGUGAUCAUCGACUACUUGCUGAAGACCAAUACGGUCUCCAGCAUCGGUCUGUGGGGGAAGUCCAUGGGCGCGGUGGCCUCGCUCCUGCGGGCCUCGAAGGACCGCAGAGUGGACGCCUGUGUGCUGGACUCGCCCUACGCGGACUUCCAGAAGGUGGUGCUGGACUACUUCGACAGCACAGUGGCGCUGCAGUGGGUGCCCGGGGCUCUGCUGGACUUCUGCCUCUCGCGGGUCAGCAGCGCGGUGCGGCAGCGGGUGGGUCUGGACCCACGGGAGAUGCAGCCCAAGAAGGCGGCGCCUUUUUGCCACUGCCCAGCGCUUUUUGCCGUGGCGGAGGACGACCGAGUCGUCCAGCCCCAUCAGGUGCGGGAGCUUCAAGCUGCGUGGGGCGGGGCCUCGCGGUUUUGCAGCUUCCAGGGGGGCCACAACAGCGACAGGCCCCCGUCCUUCUAUCGCGAGGCCGCCCACUUCAUGUGGGAGUCGCUGCAGCAGGCGGCGGAGUCCGACGCCUUGCUCUGCGGGGCGGUGGAUGCCUACCUGCAGUCGGAGGCUUGCGACAGGAGCGGGCGCUUCUCCCUCGACGUGGAGAGGCCCCUGAUUAAGGAGGACGACCUUUUGCGAAACGCAGUGGAGUGCUAUUUGGAUCAGCGGGAUUGCCUGGACGAAGCCAUCGACCACUUCCUGCGGGGAGGUGGGAGCGCUUUGCCCAGCUGGUCCCCGCGCUGGCCGCACCUGACCCAGGGGCAUGUGGUGCGACCUCUGCAUCUCAUGAGCCAGGAGGGUCGACUGAUGAUGGCGCGGCCGAGUGAGAACUCAGCACUUUUUUCUGUCUGA
This is a messenger RNA of Effrenium voratum, 2322 nucleotides long. Lineage: Eukaryota; Dinophyceae; Suessiales; Symbiodiniaceae. The record is from the annotation of a GenBank genome assembly.